UCUUAGUGUUUCGCAGUUUUGUUGGUGCAUUUAGUCUUUAUUUACCCCAAAGUGUAAGGCAGCCCUUGGGCGCCACGGUUUAGUACGAAAGGGAGCGUCCGGGUGCUUAGCCGGUUUGCCAUGUCAAAUUGAUUGAUUGCUCUAUCGGCGCGGUUUGGGCUUGAUCAUUCCCCGAUCCAACACAUUGAUUUUGUUCAUCAGGUAUGAAAGGUGAAAACGAAUCGAUUUGUAUUUAUCUAGCAGUGUACCAUGUGUCUGCGUGUUGCCGUGUUUCUCUAAACCGAUGAUCUAUCGUGCACGACACACCUACCUUCGAUAGUUUGUAGCUGAUUUGCGGAUCCGUAUCGCGUUUCUCUAUCCCACUCGUAUUCCGGUACUUCAUUGGCGUUGAUCGUGUAUUUCUGGUUGCGAUCGUGAUUGAAGCAAAGUAAGGUUAACGGCAAACUAAAACAAACACAAAAAUAAUGCACACCAAACUGGUCCUUCUGCUGUCGAUGGUGGCCUUAUCCGUGCAGAGGGCUAUGGUUGCUGGCAAUCCCAUCAGGGGUGCCGUUUUCUCUGAUGAAAGUUGUCGCACGACCGGGGUGCUGGUUUUUUAUCGCAUCAAACUGGUAACCAGUUGGUCAAAAAAACUAUUUCCGAAGCACUAUCCAGAAUUUAGACCACCGCCCCAUUGGAGUAUGACGUUUGGUCAAACGCACAACAACAGCUUUCAAUUAUUUCAUUUAAAACACCCAGCUUCGGUGCCAGUAGCUUCCUUUGCAGAAACUGGGCAAACUGCAUCUUUGGAAGAAUCGUUGUCCCUUCAACAGGACCUCUUGUUCGAUGAGUUCCGACUUCCCAAGAUCCGUAAGGGCAAGGGCGAAAGUGAAGCUACUUUUUUCGUAGACGGGACGCAUUCGAGUGUAUCUUUUGUAACAAAGAUAAUACCUUCGCCGGACUGGUUUAUUGGGGUGGACUCGUUUAAUCUGUGUUCGAGAGGGCGAUGGCUUGAAAAGGUAACGAUCCCACUUCAUCCCCUAGAUGCAGGAACCAGCAGUGGGCUCACAUUUACCUCACCGAAAUGGCCAACGAAUCCCCGAGGUUUGGUGGAACGAAUCACUGCUAGAUAUCCGCUUCAUUUCGCUAGCAGCUUUUUCUAUCCAGAGAUCAAACACCUUCCACCAAUAGCUCAUGUCACGUUCACCAAGAUUAAAGAAUACAACAAUCACAACAACGUCCACAAGAAGGUGAAGAAACUCAAAUAUAAACAGCGCACGAAGUUGUUGAAAAAAAUAAAUAGCCAAUCAUCCAGUGCCGACACUAUAGUAUCCAAUAGUGCGGGAAAUGAAAUCCUCUCGAACAAAGACUGUCGCGUUAGUGACUGGUCUACCUGGAGUCCUUGCAGUAAGACAUGUGGGCUUGGUAAAAGAAAUCGUACUCGCAACGUUCUACAAAGCCAUCGUCUUGGUGGAGUUGAAUGUCCAUCACUAGUUGAAACGCAGUGGUGCGGAUCGGCUCGUCAGUGUUCUGAGAUAGACAGUUACUUUAAAUGGUAGAGAUUGCGCAUAAAUAAAAUAGGGACAAUGUUGCUA
This is a messenger RNA of Anopheles moucheti, 1574 nucleotides long. It is a transcript of the gene mspo, whose product is annotated as spondin-2. Gene Ontology annotation, biological process: cell adhesion. Bases 465 to 1538 code for a protein of 357 amino acids. NCBI's taxonomy places the organism in Eukaryota, Metazoa, Arthropoda, Insecta, Diptera, Culicidae. Gene Ontology annotation, cellular component: extracellular matrix. The record is from RefSeq and is a predicted model, not a curated record. The transcript is spliced from 4 exons.